AAUGAGAAAAUUUGAUCUCUUCAAGGGGUGUAAACCAUUAAAUACCCAACCAUUCUGUCCUGUAGGAUGGGGCUCCUAGAGUGGAGAUUCCACAAGUCUCAAAUAUCGAACCACGGUAGCAAGUGAUCCACUUUCUGCUGUUACUGUCCUGAAGCCAUGGAUCAACCGAAGAUGAUGCGGAGAGGUAGGGCGGCAGUAGUAGUUCUUGGGGAUAUCGGCCGCAGUCCCCGAAUGCAAUAUCACGCUCUUUCUCUAGCUCGCCAGGCUCAUCUAGAGGUGGAUAUUGUUGCAUAUGGAGGUUCUGACCCCCAUUCUGCUGUUUUAGAGCAUCCCUCUAUUCACAUUCAUAGAAUGACACAGUGGCCAUCAACCCCUCAAACAUUAUCCAAGAUGCUACGUCCUUUUAUUCUCAUGCUCAAGCCAUUGGUUCAGUUUGUGAUGCUUUUGUGGUAUCUCUGUGUCAAAAUUCCUGCUCCUGAUGUAUUCAUAGUGCAGAAUCCUCCAUCUGUUCCUACAUUGGUUGUUGUAAAAUGGGCAAGCUGGUUUAGGCGUUCUGCCUUCGUAAUAGAUUGGCAUAAUUUUGGAUACACCCUCCUUGCAUUGUCUCUUGGCAGAAACAGCCGAUUUGUCACACUUUAUAAUUGGAUUGAAAAGCACUAUGGGAGGAUGGCAAACGGGUCAUUGUGUGUUACAAAGGCAAUGCAACAUGAAUUGGCUCAAAACUGGAGUAUAAAUGCCACUGUUCUGUAUGAUCAGUCUCCUGAAUUCUUUCGACCUGCAUCCCUUGAGGAGAAACAUAAGUUGUUUUGUAGGAUUAAUAAAAGCCUAAGAGAGCCAUAUGGCCGCCAAGAUUGUCUGAGCAAUGACAAUGUUGACUCAGAUAUAACUCCUUUUACAACUCAGACCGGAAAGGAUAUAUACUUGAAGCAAAACAGACCAGCUGUCAUUGUCAGCAGUACAAGCUGGACCCCAGAUGAGGAUUUUGAAAUCCUCUUAGAAGCAGCUGUCAUGUAUGAUAGACGAGUUGCUGCAAUUUUGAAUGAGGAUGACUCGCAUGAGAAGGAGCUUGUUUGGCAUGAAAUUAUGCACGGGAAACAAUUUUUGUUCCCAAGGUUGUUAUUCAUAAUUACCGGAAAAGGACCUGAAAAGGAAAAAUAUGAGCAAAAGAUCAGAAAACUGAAUCUCAAGCGUGUGGCAUUCCGUACAAUGUGGCUUGCAGCAGAGGAGUACCCAUUUCUUCUUGGAUCAGCUGAUCUUGGUGUUUGCCUUCACACUUCUUCUUCGGGUUUGGAUCUUCCGAUGAAGGUUGUGGAUAUGUUUGGGUGUGGAUUGCCAGUAUGUGCAGUUUCCUACUCUUGUAUUAUGGAGCUUGUAAAAGUGGAGCAGAAUGGGUUGCUUUUCUCGUCAUCAUCUGAACUAGCAGAUGAACUUAUGAUGCUAUUCAAGGGCUUCCCAGAGGAAUGCAACUUGUUGAAAUCGUUGAGGAAGGGGGUACUAGAAACAAGAUGCUGUGCAAAAUGGGAUUCAGGAUGGGAAGAGAAUGCCAAGCCUUUAAUAACCCAGGAAAGUUCAAUUCUUCUCUCCCUCUGUAACUAUUUAUUGGUCGCGUGAAUAUGUUUUUAGUUCCUCCAAAUAUAUCAUAUUUUGUUGUAGAUCCCAACUUAUGUUUUUUGUUUACAUAAUCUAAAAUUAAACAUUCUUUGGAAGGACUUAGAAACAUAUUUAAGCCAUACACUACCAGAAAAGUGCCAAAUUGGCACGGCUUUUGGCACGGCAGCUUUCAGUUUUUUGUCCUGCCUACAGGUUUUUGCACGGCAUUGGCACAAACACCGAAUCUGUGCCACCUGCGGCCUUCCAAAUCAAAUGGCACGCUUUAUAUAUGUCGUGCCAAAUGUAGGCACGACGUCUGGCACGGACACGACACAGCCAAAAUUAAUAAACUCAUCAACGCCAUCAGUAAACUCUUUGGUUAACCCUCUACCAUUCUCAACAUAUCUAUUGUACAUCCAACCUCUUAUUUGUCUAUACAUUGUGCAUGAACGAUAUAAUGAACACAUCAUUGAUACUAAUUAGGUGUACACAUUAUAAUAUAAUGAAAAUAUCACACAUAAUAAUAACAUCACUAUUUUUAACUACUACUUUUUAAAAUUAGUGUGUGAAUUAAUUUAAUGCAUGCUACUAUACAAUAUUAAAAGAUAAUUAAAAAACAAUCUAACUAAAGAAUUAGAGCUUAAUUAAGUUAAAAAAGCAUAAUAAGAAAAACAUACCUAAAAACGGACACAAUAUAUAAAUUCUUUCAGAAAAUCCAAUGCACAACGUUCUCUUCAACAUCCACAUGUAGCAUCAGCAACAUCUCUUUGCAAGUCCGUGUUCAUCAUCAUCAUUACCCCAGUGCCGCAAAGGCUCCCACUUACGGUGGGGUAAGGGGAGCUCGGAUGUACGGAGCUUUACCCAUGUACUAAAGUACAGUGAGACUGUUUCCGUAUGACCCAAAGUGAAAAUCGCGUCGAAAAUAGGAUAGAUUGACUGCUACUUCAUUAACAAAGAAGCGCAGACAGUUUUAGGGGUGGGCAAAAUUACCGAACCGGCAUGGUACCGAACCGGACCGGUAUGGCACCGGACCGGAAAACGGGGUUCCAAACGGUUCUAAAAAAUUUUGUCCCGAACCGAACUCUACCGGUUCCAAAUCAUGCCAUGACCGGUUCUCAUAAAAUGAGAACCGAUACUGGACCGAACCGGACCGAAUUAUAAUUUCAUUAAUUUAUACUCCCUCCGUUCUUUUUUAGUUGUAACGGUCAACACUUCAAAUUUACCAACUCACGUCUUUGACCGUAAUUAUAUCUUAAUUCUAUUAGUACAAAACUAUUAAAAAUCAGAUUUUGAAAAUUUGCAAUGAGAUGAAUUGAAUAAUAUUUUUUUGAAAAAAUAAUUUUCAUAAAAUAAUAGCGUAAAAUGUAAUCAAAGUAGAGCAUGUGAAUAGUGUAAAAUUCAACAUGUUGCGAUUAAAACACAGCGGAGGAUAUUAUAAUUUUAUAAUCAUAUACUCCGUAUACAUGUAUAUCAUAUUAUCAUUACUUUGAUUACUCAUUUGCACUUUGCUAAUUGGUAGUUCAGUGCAAGCUGCCUGCAGGAGCACUAUUACAUCCAUUAGUGAUUUUAAUCUAUGACAUCCAUAAUAGUGAUUUUGGAUGUAAUGGAUUAUAAUCUAUUACAUCCAUAAUUGUUAUUAGUUACUCCCUCCGUCCCAUAUUUAUCUUCGUAGUUCGGUUUACGAUGCUUGACUGACGAUAAAGCAACUUGAUCCCUGUUCACACUCAGAUUAUUUUUAGUAAAUUAAAUUUACAUAUUCAGAAACUACAUUAAAUCUGCUACAAAGUCUGAUCAAGAAAAUUUAAGUUUGAUAAAAAUUUGAUAUAUAAAGUAAAGAAUUAAGAGUAAUUUGAGUUGACCAUGUGAAUAGUAACUAUGAAGAUAAAUAUGGGACGGAGGGAGUAUUACAUUUUGUAAUAUUGUAGUUUAUAUGAAAUUCAUUAUCUAUGUAAUAUGAAAAUUGAUAAUUGUGUGGAUUUUUGGAUGAUGACUAAGUUUAAUUUGUCGAAAAAGUGGCAUUGUUUGGUAUUGGUAUGACAUGCCGGAAUGGUACCGGACCGUUUGAAAAUGGAACCGUACCGAACGAGUUUAGGUCUAAGAUCGAACCAAACCGAACCGAACCGUUUCAAUAGUAACGGUCCGGGUACGGGUUCGGUAAAAUAUUGGACCGAACCGGACCGGACCGCGUCCACCGCUAGACAGUUUAGUGAGUCAUUUUGCUUUAUUCCAUCAUAUUCUCAAACCAAAAAAUAGUGAAGUCUUUGGCUCCAUUGCAAGUGAUAGAAAACAAAUCCAUAUUCAUCAUUCUAUAUUGUUAACUAUGAAGAAAAAUUGAGCGAGUACAAAACUGAAAAUGGAUAGGUAUUUAUAAAUAAUGUUGCAAGGACCCCUUGGCACAGAGCUAACCUACCUCCCAAUGGCUACAUAAUUGGCAUGCCUAUGGCAACGGUAACUUUUUGGCACGGCCUUAGGCACGGCCUUAGGCACGGCAUUUGGCACGCCCAUGACAACGGUAACAUUUUGGCACAAAAAGUUGGGGAGCAUGCUUUGGCAUCGCCAAGGCCGUGCCAAGGCUAUAACGGCAACGGUGCCAGGUUUCAUAGCCGUUUAUUUCGGACGGAAUUUGGCACAGACAUUGCGACAUUGGCAUGGCUCUCCCGUGCCAAAUGUGGAGUCAGCUACUCUGCCCACGAUUUUUUGGACUAAGUUAUGCCUAUUGCUGUGCCAAACAUGGCAGGCAUGCCUGACGUGCCAAUUUGCCGUGCCAAAAACGCACUUUUUUUGGUAGUGAUAUUUAUAUUUUGGACAUCUCAACUAUUAUAAAAUUCAACUUCUCUUGGUAUUUUAUGAAUUUGAUGGCCUUUCUACUUCCCUGGGUUGCUCUCAGAAACAUAUCUGAACUGUAUUAAUAGGCGUUGCAGGUCAUCUCUCAGUGUGUUGGCUGAAAUUUGGGAGGAUGAGAGAUGGAUAACCUUAGGCACAAGUUCGGAACUUCAGAUUAUAUGGAGGAUAGUGCAUAAUAUGAUGUUACAUAGUACAUACCAGGAGUAUGUUUUAGUACUUUGCUAAACAUUUAUUCAAGUUAUUUAUUACAAAUUUGGCAAUCGAAACAUAUACGAAGUAAUUGUUAAGAUAAAACUUGCUGAAAUUUAAAAUAUCAUCAAGUGAAUUAUUUAUUUAUAAGCACCAGGAAAAAAUACACAUUCAUUACAGU
Cuscuta europaea is the source of this 4804-nucleotide messenger RNA. The record is from the annotation of a GenBank genome assembly. Lineage: Eukaryota; Viridiplantae; Streptophyta; Magnoliopsida; Solanales; Convolvulaceae.